Messenger RNA from Colletotrichum paranaense, 1215 nucleotides. RefSeq lists its product as uncharacterized. The transcript is spliced from 3 exons. Gene Ontology annotation, cellular component: membrane. Bases 1 to 1215 code for a protein of 404 amino acids. Gene Ontology annotation, biological process: transmembrane transport. Lineage: Eukaryota; Fungi; Ascomycota; Sordariomycetes; Glomerellales; Glomerellaceae. Gene Ontology annotation, molecular function: transmembrane transporter activity. The record is from RefSeq and is a predicted model, not a curated record.
AUGAUUACUAACGUAGGCUUCAUGUUCGACCAGGCAAUUAUUCCUCAUCUGGGAAAAUAUUACGACUUACCGUACUCCUUCACGUCUCUGAUCUUCCUUGCGCCUUUCAUAGGCCACACGCUCUCAGCCAUCUUGAACAACAGUCUACAUGAGAGCGUUGGACAAAGAGGCAUCGCAAUUAUCUGCUCUUUCUGUCACCUAGCAUCGUACAUUGCCAUCUCACUACAUCCACCGUAUCCAGCAUUAGUUUUUAUCUACAUGUUGGCUGGCUUGGGCAAUGGCAUCGGAGAUGCCGCUUGGAACUCUUGGGUCGGGAGUCUGGCGGACUCUAGCCAUGUCAUCAGUCUGAUGCAUGCUUGUUAUGGUGUCGGCGCUGUCCUCAGUCCAAUGACGGCAACUGUAAUUAUAAGCAAGGCUCAGCUUCAGUGGCACACGUUUUACUACUUCAUGGUGAGAGUCAAGUUUCCACAACGAACGUCUUUCAAGGUUUUGCUAACAGAGUCAUUCCGCAACAAGGCUGGUCUGGCUAUGGUGGAGCUCGUUCUGACUCCCUCUGCCUUCUGGUCCGCUACUGGGGUUGCAUACUGUGAAGAGAAUCCCAAGGGUCCAGAGCCGCGAGAGUCAAUCGUCCACGAGACAUUGUUCAAACUCCCUUCGGCCCGGGUUACUUGGCUAUGCGCAAUAUUCGCCCUUGGCUAUGUCGGACUGGAGGUGUCUCUUGGCGGUUGGAUCGUCACAUUCAUGUUGCAGGUUCGCCACGGAGAAGAAUUUGCCAGCGGUAUGACAGCCACUGGUUUCUGGGCUGGGCUGGCUCUGGGUCGAGUUGCUUUAGGUCUUGUGACCCCUCGAGUGGGCGAGAAGCUCGCAGUCAUGCUAUACCUCGGCGCUGCCGUUUGUUUGCAGCUUUUGUUCUGGCUUAUUCCCGAAUUCUUUGUUUCCGCGAUCACCGUAUCGCUCCAGGGGUUCUUCCUCGGACCCCUCUUCCCCACCAUGAUGAUAGCCAUCACAAAGCUACUACCGAGGCACUUACACGUCAGUGCUAUCGGUUUCGCCAUCGGUCUUGGAGGUAGUGGCGCUGCUAUCCUGCCAUUUGUAAUCGGAGCUCAGGCUCAGCGCCACGGUGUGCAAGUCUUAUCGCCGAUACUGCUCGGGGCGCUGGCAUUCUUGUUGUUCACCUGGUCCUUCUUACCCAACUUUGGUCGCAAACAUGAGUGA